This is a messenger RNA of Lachancea lanzarotensis, 1674 nucleotides long. It is a transcript of the gene KRI1, whose product is annotated as LALA0S05e05006g1_1. The coding region runs from base 1 to 1674 and encodes 557 amino acids. The record is from RefSeq and is a predicted model, not a curated record. The transcript has a single exon. Lineage: Eukaryota; Fungi; Ascomycota; Saccharomycetes; Saccharomycetales; Saccharomycetaceae. Gene Ontology annotation, biological process: endonucleolytic cleavage in ITS1 to separate SSU-rRNA from 5.8S rRNA and LSU-rRNA from tricistronic rRNA transcript (SSU-rRNA, 5.8S rRNA, LSU-rRNA). Gene Ontology annotation, cellular component: nucleolus; 90S preribosome.
AUGCCUAGAAAGAAGUCUGCCGCUAAAAAAGCCAAAGAAAAUGCUGCGAAAGCUGGUUCUGAGACUCGCACAGCGGACGUGAGUUCAGAUUUGAAGAAGCAGACCUCGUCAAAAACUCAACAGAUUGAAAAACAGCCAGCCCAAGCUGACGAUAGUGAUACGGAAGAGUCAAGCUCGGAGGAAGAAGAUGAUUUCGGUGAACUCGUGACAGAAGAAGUCGAAGAUGGGUUUAAACAAGUGUUGGCCGCCAUUAAAAAUAAUGAUCAAACACUGUUUGACCCGUCAGUUCGUUUUUUCGAAGACCCGGAAAAGGCUACAGCUGAACUGGCUAAACAACGCAAGGAGAAACCUGUUUUCUUGAAAGAUUAUCACAGGAUGAAUAUUUUAGCGGGAGAGACGUUCAAGGACGAUGACGACCACACCAAAGAAAUGGAAACCGUGGACGGCAAGCAGUCGUUUGUGUCUGAGCAGAAAGAAGGGAAAUCUAAACUUUUGAAUGAAAUCAAUGACCAGUUCCAACAGGACGGUGAUGAUGAUGACGACUUCUUGGUUAAAAAAGAACCCGCGCAACGUAAAAGUCGUAUAGAAACCUCUCUUCCAAACCCAGAAGAAAACGACGAAGAGUUUUUACAGGCCUUUGUGAGCAAACAUGCCUGGGUGCCACAACAAGGCGAUAAAGAGAUAAAUCUAGAUGAUCCAGGUAUGCAAGAUGAUGAGGAGUUCGAGGACGCAGCUGAGGAAUUCGAAAAUGCAUACAACUUCCGUUACGAGGAUCCUAAUGCGGCAGAAAUUGUAUCUUAUGCCCGUAAUCAAGCGACUUUGAGAAGAGGUACCGACAAUACGCGUAGACGUAAGAGGGAUGAAGAAAAGAAGUUGGUGCAAGCUGAAAAGAAGGAGAAGGAUACUCAGGUUCAGAAAAAGAAGACCGAAAAGGUCAACAAGCUCACUGAUGUUUUGGAACAGGUUAAAAAAGAAUAUGGGGCUGAUAUAGACGAAGCAAUGGUUAAGAAACUUACUAGCUCUCUGAUAAACGGAGACUUUGAAGACAAUCAAUGGGAUGCGGUCGUUAGUGAACUUUUUAACGAUGAAUACUACAACCAAGAAAGCAAGCCUACGUGGGACGAGAAUGAUGAAAUAAUGGGGGACUAUUAUCAGAACGAAGACGAAAGGGACGAGGAAGAGUUGGAUAACGAUGAAGAGCCUCCAAGUAAGAAAAGGUCAAGAAAGGAAAAGAAGCAAGAUAAGUCAUCGCAGAAGAAGGAAAAGAAAAAGAUAUCAGAGAUGGUUGAAAAAGCUGUCGAUAACGAAAAGCUUGCAAUCGUGGAUCAGGUAGAGGAAGAGAGAAAAUCUCGUUCACGAACAAAAGAUGACGAUGGACUGAAAUUCCGAUACAGAGAGGUAUCGCCAGAGUCGUUUGGACUUUCUCACAGAGAGAUUUUCGCUGCCGAUGAUACAGAUCUCAAUGAGUUCAUUGGUCUCAAAAAGUUCGCGCCUUACAGAGCCAAAGAGCUACGGGCUAAAGAUCGCCGUAAGGUCACCAAAAGCCGACGCGUAAGAGAAUGGAGGAAAAAGACGUUUGGCAACGAAGAGCCGCUGGAGGAUGUUGAAGGCCAACCAGUCUUAAACAAGAAGAAAAAGCACUCCAAGAAGUCAAACAGAAGUCACGUUGAAUAG